UGCCCUCGACAGCUCCAACAAAAUAUUAGUGGUUCGGACGAUAUUUAGUGAUGGACACUUUUCCAUUACAGGAUAUUGCAGCAUGAAGAAGGAGCAAGUUGUCAACUGUCAGUUUUCGGUUUGGUAUCCGAUAUUCAAGAAAUAUACGAUUAAAAGUCUGAUUCUCCCACUGCCUCAGAAUGUAAUAGACUAUUUACUGGACGAUGGGACACUGGUAGUCUCUGGGAGUGACCAUAACACACAGCAGACACACACUAACAACAGCGACUCAGAUGCAGAGGAAGACAUUCAGUGGUCAGAUGAUGAGACAACCAGCACUGUCACAGCUCCUGAGUUCCCAGAAUUCACCUCUAAAGUACUUGAGGCCAUAAAUGCCCUGGGUGGACGUGUCUUUCCCAAACUCAAUUGGAGUGCUCCUCGGGAUGCUAACUGGAUUGCUCUGAACAGUUCCCUGCAGUGUCACAGUCUCAGUGAUAUAUUUCUGCUCUUCAAAAGUUCAGACUUCAUCACCCACGACCUGACGCAGCCAUUCCUUCAUUGUAGUGACCAGGAUUCCCCAGAUCCAGUCUUCAACUAUGAGCUGGUCCUGAGAAAGUGGAGCGAGUUGAUUCCUGGCGGAGAGUUCCGCUGCUUUGUCAAAGAAAACAAACUGAUUGCUAUAUCCCAGAGAGACUACACUCAGUAUUACCAUCACAUCUUGAAGCAGGAGGAGCAGAUCUGUCAGGCCAUACAGGAAUUCUUCAGCCAGCACAUCCAGUACAAAUUUCUGGAUGAAGACUUUGUGUUUGAUGUCUACAGAGAUAGCCAAGGCAGAGUGUGGCUGAUCGACUUGAACCCAUUCGGAGAGGUGACAGACUCACUGCUGUUCAGCUGGGAGGAGCUGACGUCUGGUGGAGAAAUCGCCCACCAACAGGAGGGCCCGGCGUUCCGCUACACAAACAGCGAGGUGACGGUGCAGCCCAGUCCCUGUCUGAGCUACAGGAUCCCACGGGACUUUGUGGACCUCUCCACCGGAGAAGACGCCUACAAACUCAUUGACUUCCUCAAACUGACGAAAAGUCAGCAGGAAGAAUCUGAGGAGGAGGAGGAAGAGGAGGAGAACGCUCCACAGUGACACAGUUCCCCUGAAACCUGAAGAAUAGCUGCUAGUGUCAACAGUCCUCCACAUAAUGUUGUCUGCAUGAAGUGACUCUUUACCCUCUGUCCUGUUUGAGCUUAUCUUUUUAUUUCAGCCUGUUUUCUCUCACGCUCUCUCCUGGUAACAGUACAUGGUGUACCCGAGGUUUCUUAAGUAGCUCUCUUGCGUUAGUUUAAUGGAACAUGUUAAAUUAACAGAUCAUGUUAACGGCUCUUUGAGGAUUCAUUUUCUUGUUCCCUGCCUCUGACUCUGCUGAGAGCUGUCUUGCCAGUCGUAAUGGCUCUGUGAGACGGGCGGAGGGAGGCCUCUGCAGUGUCGAAUGGUUUGUUGUUUCAGUUUUGAUUAAAUGAUUUGUUUUGGGGGAAACUGUGUUAUUGCAGGGGAUAUUCAGUAAAACUGUAAAGAAUGCUUGCUUUUCUACUUUAAAAUUAGUGUGUAUAUUAGUUUAUGUGACUUAAUUUCAGCCCAAAUAGUGUCUCUGGAUUCAAAAUGAACUAGUCCACAUACACAUUUCAUUGUACCUCUGUGUUGGUGUGUUAUGAGGCUGUGACAGACUUCUUUAUUUAACACUAAGCCGGUCAUCACUUUAGUCACCUUUAAUUUUUUCUUCCCAGCCACCCCUUCCCCUCCAUCUCCCUCUGCCAAUUUUCUCUAAGCAGUUUUGACACAGUCAUUGCUCCGAGUCGCUCCGGGCACUCUUUUCGAGUCCUGUUUUCCCAUCAUGCAUCGCUGUAGACUGUUGCUCCAAAAAACACCAUUAAAUUUCUUGUCGUGUAUUGA
Molecule: messenger RNA, 1918 nt
Organism: Lates calcarifer (barramundi perch)
Lineage: Eukaryota; Metazoa; Chordata; Actinopteri; Centropomidae
Gene: cdc123
Product: cell division cycle 123 homolog (S. cerevisiae)
Exons: 13
Coding region: 83-1114 (343 amino acids)
Cellular component (GO): cytoplasm
Source: RefSeq, a predicted model, not a curated record